CUAGUCCUAUGAAUCGAUUUCCGAAUCACGACAACACAACGUGAAACAAAAAUGGAGCAAUCGGUUGGUUCACUGCAGGAACAAGCAUUAAAAAGGAAAGAAAGACUUAAAGCUUUGAGAGGUCGACAACUUCAAGUGAGAGAUGGAGAGGACGGGGAGCCAGACAGGAAGAGGGACCGGGCCGAGGAGGAAGCUGAAGAGGAGCGACACAGAGAGCUGAAGCUGAGGAACUACACCCCAGAGGAUGAAGAGCUGAAGGAGAGACAGGUGCCCAAGGCCAAACCUGUUUCAGUGGAGGAGAAAGUGAAGGAGCAGCUAGAUGCAGCGAAACCAGAGUCAGUCAUCGAAGAAGUGGAUUUGGCCAACCUAGCCCCCAGGAAGCCUGACUGGGAUUUGAAACGAGACGUGGCGAAGAAGCUGGAGAAGCUGGAGAGGAGAACACAGAAGGCCAUCGCUGAACUUAUCCGUGAUCGUCUGAAAGGCAGCGAGGAGGAGCUAGCUGGAGCUGUAGGAGCCAUAGGGGUCACAGCAGAGGGGGACUCAGACUGACCCCUUAAUCCAGAGACACACCACGCGACCCUGGAUCUGACCCUACCAAUGUGUCGGUUCCUGUUCUGUACAUCUGAAUGUUUGUUGUGGGAAUCGGAGGCUUUAGGUUUCCGUAGCUGUUAAAGCUACCGGGAGUGUGAAUAUGCCAGUUAGAUGUCACCUUGAUGACUUCUGAACUCUAGUCCUAGUACGUGUCACACAUGACACUCUAUUCCCUAUAUAGAUCACUACUUUUGACAAGUAGUGUGCUAGAUAGGGAGUAGGGUGCCAUUUGGGAUGCAGAGCCUGUGUGAAAGUCCGACCAGACUUUGUCAGUGUAGUGCUAGCUAGAGGAUCAUUGGGGACUGUUGUAUACAGCUGUUGUAAGGAUCGUCUGUUAUUCAUGCGUCUUUUUAA
Messenger RNA from Oncorhynchus nerka (sockeye salmon), 945 nucleotides. RefSeq names its product coiled-coil domain containing 12 (gene ccdc12). NCBI's taxonomy places the organism in Eukaryota, Metazoa, Chordata, Actinopteri, Salmoniformes, Salmonidae. The transcript has 7 exons. Bases 52 to 549 code for a protein of 165 amino acids. The record is from RefSeq and is a predicted model, not a curated record. Gene Ontology annotation, cellular component: post-mRNA release spliceosomal complex; U2-type spliceosomal complex.